This is a messenger RNA of Anisakis simplex (herring worm), 204 nucleotides long. NCBI's taxonomy places the organism in Eukaryota, Metazoa, Nematoda, Chromadorea, Rhabditida, Anisakidae. The record is from the annotation of a GenBank genome assembly.
UUGAUGGAUGUUGAUGUACCAGUAGAGCAGUGUACGUCAGCGGAUGACUGUAUUUCGAACAGUGCUCAACAAAAUGUGCUGAAUGCAAAGAGUGAUGCGCAUGUGGAUCAGCUGGAAGCACUGAAAACUGGACGGGGUAUGGCCAAGUCGGGACGGUGGUGGAAAGUGGUCAGGACGAAGAGCAUGAAAGGCGGAGCGCUCUGA